Messenger RNA from Syzygium oleosum, 1458 nucleotides. RefSeq lists its product as uncharacterized. The transcript is spliced from 3 exons. The record is from RefSeq and is a predicted model, not a curated record. NCBI's taxonomy places the organism in Eukaryota, Viridiplantae, Streptophyta, Magnoliopsida, Myrtales, Myrtaceae. The coding region runs from base 1 to 1458 and encodes 485 amino acids.
AUGCUGGCAAGUCAUAUAGAGAGAGUUGAGCAAACGGGAAGAUGUCCCCGAGUUUCUAGUGAAGACAUACUUGAUGAAGAAUUGACCGAAUUAAAUUGGGAAUUUGCUCAAUCUAGUGAAUCGGAUGAUGAAGUUUUGGGAAAUGAAAAUUUCCUAAGUGAUGACGAUGAUGAUGAAGAACUUGCAGAAUCAAGGCAAAAGCAGAGAGACUUUCUGAGAAAUAAAUUUGCUUCAUUGAGAGAAUUGCAUGAACCACAACCAGUGAAUAGCCACCAAGAAGCUCCAGCUGAUGGUAAUCAGACUGAAUAUGAACAGAGUGGCGGUGAAGAUGAGAGUGCUAGCUCCGAGAACGAGCUUGAAGAUGACGAAGUACCUGUCCGUAGAAGGAAAAGUAAGAAUGAAAUUGACAAUGCGAAACUGUUUAAAGAAGCUAUUGUCAAGUACUCCAUUGCUGAACAAAUGAGUGUCGAAUUUAUUAGAAAUACGAAAGAAUUUGUGAGAGCUAAGUGUUCACAACCAAAUUGUUCAUGGAAGAUCUAUGGUGCACUGAAUAGGAAAAGCGGGUCAUUCCAGAUUAGGUCAUUGCAGGAGGAACAUACUUGUUCCAUUAUUUUUGACAAUAAAAGGGUAACAAGUGUAUGGUUGUCGAAGCACUUCUUCAAUACUAUCAAAGCGAUGCCCGAGAUUAAGAGUCCUCAGUUAAAGCAGUUGGUGAAGGAGCAGGUAGGGGUUAAUGUAUCGAGGAAUCAGUGCAAAAGAGCCAAGCAGAAGGUGAUGAGUACACUGAUGGGUCAGUACAAGGAAGAAUAUGGCCAGGUUUGGGAUUAUGCUUGCGAAUGUAUGCUUCAAAACCCAUCCAGUAGAGUAUAUGUAGAAGUUAUUGAGAGGCCAUUGCCUGAUUGUGGGACUAAGUUCAAUAGGUUUUAUGUUUGCUUUGAUGCAUGCAAACGGGGAUUUUUGGUUGGUUGUAGAAAAAUUGUAGGAUUGGAUGGAUGUUUCUUGAAAGGUUUAUGCAAGGGAGAGUUGUUAGCUGUUGUUGGGAGAGAUGCCAAUAACCAAAUGUUUCCAAUAGCUUGGGCUAUUGUCAAAGUAGAGACCAAGGACACUUGGUCCUGGUUUCUAAAAAAUAUAAUGGCUGACCUUGAGAUAACCAAUGGGGAAGCUAAGUUGAUGCCAUAUGCUGAACAUAGAAUGUGUGCAAGGCACAUAUAUGCAAACUGGGCAAAGAAUUAUAAAGGGGAUAAGCUGCAGAAGCAAUUUUGGCAUAUAGCAAAGAGCACAAACAUGGCUGAUUUUAGAAUAGCCAAGCAGGAGUUGUUUCAGUUGUUAAAUGAAGGUUUUGAAGCAUUGUUCAAAACGGAACCUAAGCAUUGGUGCAGGGCCUUCUUCAGCGAAGAGUUCAAGUGCGAUAUCAUUGACAACAACCUCAGCGAAGCUUUUAAUGGUAGAGUACUAUAG